Messenger RNA from Daucus carota subsp. sativus, 1886 nucleotides. Its product is annotated as lysophospholipid acyltransferase 1-like. Bases 153 to 1553 code for a protein of 466 amino acids. The record is from RefSeq and is a predicted model, not a curated record. Gene Ontology annotation, cellular component: membrane; endoplasmic reticulum. Gene Ontology annotation, biological process: lipid modification; phospholipid biosynthetic process; triglyceride biosynthetic process. Gene Ontology annotation, molecular function: acyltransferase activity. The transcript has 8 exons. NCBI's taxonomy places the organism in Eukaryota, Viridiplantae, Streptophyta, Magnoliopsida, Apiales, Apiaceae.
CGACCCAAGGUAGUCAAAAACACAACAAGCAAACACAACUCAACUAAACCCGUACCAACACUCACUCUAAUAUUCCUAUAAAAACACCCACACACACACUUGCUGUUUGUUCUUUUCUUGAUUCAAAAAUAAAACGCAGAAAUUAGAAAGCAAUGGAGCUUGAUCUGGGCGCAAUGGCGUCUAUGAUCGGCGUAUCAGUCCCUGUUCUGAGGUUUCUGUUGUGUUUCAUAGCUACUGUGCCGGUGAGUUUUGUGUGGCGGUUGAUUCCCGGCGGGCCGGCGGUGAAGAACUUGUAUGCUGCGGUGACUGGGGUGGUUUUGUCGUAUUUGUCGUUUGGGGCGUCGUCGAAUCUUCAUUUUUUGGUGCCUAUGCUGUGUGGGUAUGGGGCGAUGGUGGUGUAUCGGGAGAGAUGUGGGCUUGUGACUUUUGUUUUGGCUAUGGGAUAUCUCAUUGGCUGCCAUGUAUACUACAUGAGUGGGGAUGCAUGGAAGGAAGGGGGAAUUGAUGCCACCGGUGCCUUGAUGGUUCUCACACUGAAAGUCAUUUCUUGUGCAAUUAACUACAAUGAUGGAUUACUAAAGGAGGAAGAUUUACGUGAAUCACAAAAGAAAAAUCGUUUACUUGAGUUGCCAACUAUAACUGAGUAUUUUGGAUACUGCCUCUGUUGUGGUAGUCACUUUGCUGGCCCAGUUUUUGAAAUUAAGGAUUAUCUUAAUUGGACAGAAAAGAAGGGGAUUUGGACAGCUUCAGAUAAGGGGAAAUCCCCAUCCCCAUAUUGGCCAGCUCUCAGAGCAAUCCUCCAAGCUGUUAUAUGCAUGGGCUUGUACCUGUAUCUUUCGCCCCACUUCCCACUGACCCGUUUUACGGAACCUAUAUAUCAAGAAUGGGGUUUUUGGAAACGAAUAAGUUACCAGUACAUGGCUGGUUUUACGGCACGUUGGAAAUAUUACUUUAUAUGGUCAAUCUCAGAAUCUUCUAUUAUUAUUUCUGGUCUGGGUUUUAGUGGCUGGACAAAUUCUUCACCACCCAAAGCACGAUGGGACCGUGCAAAAAAUGUAGAUAUCUUGGGUGUUGAGUUGGCAACGAGUUCAGUUCAGCUGCCACUUGUAUGGAACAUACAAGUUAGUACCUGGCUUCGUCAUUAUGUUUAUGACAGACUCGUUCAGAAGGGAAAGAAACCUGGUUUCUUCCAGUUGCUGGCAACACAGACUGUUAGUGCUGUAUGGCAUGGUCUUUAUCCUGGGUACAUGAUAUUUUUUGUUCAGACAGCUUUGAUGAUUGCUGGAUCCAGAGUCCUAUACAAAUGGCAGCAAUCUCUUCCUCCAAAAAUGGCCAUAGUGAAGAAUCUAUUGGUAUUCAUUAACUUUUUGUAUACACUUAUGGUUCUUAACUGCUCUGCCGCUGGUUUCAUGGUAUUAAGCUUCCAUGAAACUCUUACCGCAUACAAGAGCGUAUACUUCAUAGCAACCAUUGUUCCCGUAACAUUGAUCCUUCUUGGAAAGAUUAUUAAACCGGCAAGGCCCGCCAGAACAAAAGCUCGCAAAGAAGAGUGAGAUGGAAUUGCAAUUUCGGAUUCUGAAAUCCCUGGAUUGAACUUUACAAAUCAUUAGUAUGCUUCUUCCAGCCAUAUUCCCUUGUCUUGCUAUUCCGUAAAGUGUUUUCUUUUUUAUAGUUGAAAUUGCUUUGCCUGUCCAUGUUUGGACCACUGGCCUCACUUCAGAAAUCUAGGCCAACAGGCAAUCGAUUAGAAAGUUGUAUUCUUACUUAGAUCAGAACAAGUGAUUGCAAGAAUUAUAUUUCGGUUGGAAUUUUUCCUCUUAUCCGUGACAGUCCAAUUAAAAUGUGUGAAAAUAUAACCCUUAUCACUUUGUGGAGGGAAUUUUUUA